GAAAUGGGUCACGGGCCGUAUCCGUCGAUAGGCGCUGGUGGUGGAGUCAAUCCUCAAGUACAACAAUGGUUCCGUGCAGUCGACAAAGACCAAUCUGGCUUUAUUACUGCUAAUGAGCUCAGGGCAGCAUUAAUAAAUGCUCAGGGUCAAUCGUUCUCUGAAACUGCCUGUAAUUUGAUGAUCGGGAUGUUUGAUAAAGAUCGCUCGGGGCACAUAAAUGUAGAAGAAUUUGAGAAGCUGUACACUUAUGUAAACCAGUGGCUGGCGGUGUUCAAGACUUAUGAUACCGAUCAAUCUGGAAACAUCGAAGAAAAAGAACUUGCCGAAGCAUUAACAAAAAUGGGAUUCCGGUUUACACCAGAUUUCGUGAACUUUUUGAUGAAAAGAUGCGACAGUGGGAAAGUUUCAGUGGACAGCUUCAUUGUGUUGUGUGUGCAGAUACAACGUUUCACUGAAGCAUUUAGAACACGUGACACACAACAGAACGGAACCGUUACCAUCGGAUUUGAAGAUUUCCUCACUGUUGCGCUAAGUUGCUCUAUUUGAGACAAGUAGUAAAAAUUAUUGGAGCUGACGCCAACACUAUUUGCUGUUCUACAUAAAGGACGGCAGCGUUAUAAUAAUUUAUUAAGCUUCAUAACUAUCCCUUGUUUCUCUAUUUUAUGACACUUUAUCUUGAUCAAGCAAUAAACGAAUGUGACCAUUAUAAUGACGUUAAUAAGUCUUAAAAUGUAAUGAAAUAGAUCUUGCCUAUUGUUAUUGCAAUUUAAAUAGAAUAUUUUGAAUAUCACUGCACAAUGCUAAGCAUUAUGGAACAAGCAAUACCCACCUGUUGAAUGAGAUCUUUAUUUUUAAUAUUAUAAUAUAUUAUUUUUAUACAAUAGACUUUGUUAAUUCCAGUUCUAUUGACGAAUCUAGCUAUUGCUUGGUAUGGGGAAAUAAAAAGAUAUUUUAAAA
Molecule: messenger RNA, 957 nt
Organism: Spodoptera frugiperda (fall armyworm)
Lineage: Eukaryota; Metazoa; Arthropoda; Insecta; Lepidoptera; Noctuidae
Gene: Pef
Product: peflin
Exons: 3
Coding region: 4-546 (180 amino acids)
Biological process (GO): COPII vesicle coat assembly
Molecular function (GO): calcium ion binding
Source: RefSeq, a predicted model, not a curated record